Messenger RNA from Populus trichocarpa (black cottonwood), 2794 nucleotides. RefSeq names its product probable methyltransferase PMT5. The coding region runs from base 579 to 2438 and encodes 619 amino acids. The transcript has 10 exons. NCBI's taxonomy places the organism in Eukaryota, Viridiplantae, Streptophyta, Magnoliopsida, Malpighiales, Salicaceae. The record is from RefSeq and is a predicted model, not a curated record. Gene Ontology annotation, cellular component: cytoplasm. Gene Ontology annotation, molecular function: methyltransferase activity.
UCACUUAUAAUUAAUUAACUGAUCAUCAUCACAAGAUUGACAGACACACAUCCAUACCAGCAAUAACCCAUGAAACUGGACUCUCUCUCCCUCCCUCCAUAAGACCUUUCUCUUUCUCUCAUUUUCGCAUUCGAGAGUCACGACUCUCUCCAACGAAACAAAAACGCAGGUUGAUCUUGACUGAUUAGUUUCUUGAGACUGUUUUUUUAUUGAGAAGGAAGAUAUUGGUUGUCUUUGAAAUUCAAGGUCGUCAUCGAGAGCUUACAUUCCUUCCAAAUAGUUCAAUUUUGUGGAUUUGUUAUUCUCAACCCGGAAUUGAAAUCCGGGUGUCCCAAUCACACUGGUUUUUCUGUCUUUUGGAUGAUGUGAAUUUGACUUCGCUGUGGAAGAUCUGUGUUUGUUGGUAGGGAAGUGUAAAGGAUCUUGUAUUCAAUGCUUGUUGGAGUUGUGCGGAUUCAUGGUAACAUACAUAGAAGCUUGUGUGCUACGAUAGUUUUUGGUUUCUGCAGCUCUUGGAGAUUUAGAUUUAAGUUGGAUAUUUAGUGGAUUUUGAAGUUCAUUUUCUUAAUAAUUUGGACAUGAGAAGCCCCUGGUUCAAUAAACCAUUUGCUAUUCUUGGCCCCAGACCGCCAAUUAGUUGUUUGCUGCUGUGCUUUGUUUGUGUGCUUGGACUAAUCGCUAUCUUGGGUUCUACUUCUUCGAGUGUGUUUGAUUCUGUGACUCCCAUUCCAUUGCCUGAUGUUUAUUCCAGUUAUAGAAGGUUAAAGGAACAAGCGGCGGUUGACUAUUUGGAGCUUAGAACAAUCUCACUAGGAGCUGGUCGGCAAACAGAGUUGGAACUCUGUGGCAGAGAAAAAGAAAAUUACGUGCCUUGUUACAAUGUUUCAGCAAAUUUGUUCGCUGGGUUUAAAGAUGGGGAGGAGUUUGAUCGGCAUUGUGAAAUUUCAAGACAAAGGGAACGGUGUUUGGUUCGUCCUCCAAAGGACUAUAAGAUCCCCUUAAGGUGGCCUGCUGGUAGGGAUGCAAUCUGGAGCGCAAAUGUUAAGAUAACCAAAGACCAGUUUCUUUCUUCCGGGAGCUUGACCAAAAGGUUGAUGUUAGUGGAAGAGAAUCAAUUUGCCUUUCACUCUGAGGAUGGGUUGGUCUUUGAUGGUCUCAAAGACUAUUCUCGCCAGGUUGCAGAGAUGAUAGGGUUAGGAAGUGAUUCUGAAUUCCUUCAAGCUGGUGUGCAAAGUGUGCUAGAUAUUGGUUGUGGAUUUGGUAUCUUUGGAGCUCAUUUAGUAUCAUUGAAACUAAUGCCUAUUUGUAUUGCGGCAUAUGAGGCAACUGGAAGCCAAGUUCAACUGGCCCUUGAAAGAGGUCUUCCAGCGAUGAUUGGCAAUUUUAUUUCACGACAACUUCCAUAUCCACCAUUGUCAUUUGACAUGGUUCAUUGUGCUCAAUGUGGUAUUGUUUGGGAUGAAAAAGAUGGCAUGCUCCUUAUUGAAGUGGAUCGAGUUCUUAAGCCUGGAGGUUACUUUGUUUUAACUUCACCAGCAAGCAAUCCACAUGGAAGUUCAUCGAAUACAAAGAAGAGAAGCACUCUGACACCAACAGAAGAAUUUAGUGAAAAUAUCUGUUGGAAUCUUAUAGCUCAGCAGGAUGAGACUUUCAUCUGGCAGAAAACUGUGGAUGUUCAUUGCUAUAAAUCUCGCAAGCAUGGUGCUCUACCACUUUGCAAUGAUGUUCACAAUACUCCAUAUUAUCAACCCCUCAUGUCAUGUAUAAGCGGGACCACCAGCAAUCGCUGGAUUCCCAUCCAGAACAGGUCCUCUGGUCCCCAUUUGAGCUCAGCAGAGCUUGUAGGUCAUGGAGUUCAGCCAGAAGAUUUCUUUGAAGACUCUCAGGUUUGGAGAUCAGCUCUCAGAAACUACUGGUCCCUGCUUUCACCUAUAAUUUUCUCCGACCAUCCUAAGAGGCCAGGUGAUGAAGAUCCAACACCUCCAUAUAACAUGGUACGCAAUGUUAUGGACAUGAAUGCACAAUACGGAGGUUUAAAUGCUGCAAUGCUGGAGGAAAAGAAAUUAGUUUGGGUGAUGAAUGUUGUGCCUGUCAGGGCUCCUAAUACACUUCCUCUCAUACUUGAUCGUGGUUUUGCUGGUGUCAUGCAUGACUGGUGUGAGCCAUUCCCCACUUACCCCCGAACAUAUGACAUGCUUCAUGCUAAUGGGCUCCUCUCACAUCUCAGUUCAGAGAGAUGCGCCAUGAUGGAUUUAUUUUUAGAGAUGGAUCGAAUUCUACGCCCUGAGGGAUGGGUUAUAUUUUCUGAUAAAUUGGGAGCUAUUGAGAUGGCACGAGCACUUGCUAUGCAGAUACAUUGGGAAGCAAGGGUGAUUGACCUAGAUAAUGGCAGUGACCAGCGGCUACUUGUUUGCCAAAAACCAUUUAUGAAAAAAUGAGUGAUCUAGCAACAGAAGUCCCAUCACCAUGAAAGUGUACAUGUUCUUGCUCUGAUUACGAAUACUUUUGACAGCAUCCCUGUGCUAUAAAUGCCUGGGGUCGAGUUCAAUGACUAGAACAAAUAUAGGGGAAGAGGGGGCUGUAUAUUAGAAGAAAGGCGUGCUCCAGAAGUGGGCUGCGAAGCAUUCCAAUUUUUUGUCAUGGCAUUUGUAGCAAUUCUUUCAUCACCUUAUUUCUUUUUUUAAUUCUUUUUGAGUGUUAAUUUCUUAAUUGUUUUAGUAUCGGGCACUGUAUUGAACGAUACAUUGUAUCACACUGCCAGGAAAUGAUAAUUACAAAUUUAUUCUUUUUCUUC